AUGACAUCAGACAACCUUGCAAGUAUCAUUGCGAAAGCACCAAACAAAGAGACGGAAGGCGCGGCCACCUUGGUCUUUGUCAUUUCUGCCUUUGAAGAUUUCCCACAGCUCCAAGCACUGAUACAUGCCAUACACUUGCCACACCAUUGGCUCAUUGUCCAUCUAGAACGACAAACCGGCCCUUCAUACGUGGCUCAGGUCCAGAGUCUCACCAAGAUAUACUCCAAUUUGGUGGUACUGCAAUUUGGAACCGUCAUUUAUCCCGGUGACAGUCUUUCCCAAAUCAACUUUGCCAUUAUGCAGUUGCUGGAAGAGGCAGCACACGUGCACGAUGAUUUUCACUACGAUUACCUAUUGGCACUCAGUGCCGCAUCGUAUCCACUCUACUCGGCCGAGGGACUGGCACGCUACCUGUACAAGGCUCCAAAACGAGUCCGACUGGGACUGCUGCAGGGAGGAGAUCCCCGACUCUGCCGUCGACGAGCGGCAUCGGUGGGACUCUAUUAUACGCGAGGAGGACAACAGAAACGACGAGUGGCGGAUAUUUACGAUAUUCACAAUGUCCUAUCCGAAAUAAUGGAAGACCACCACAGCAACAACCAGACGACAAUGCCACUAACCGCGGCACUGUUUGCUCCCAAGGGACUCAAGCAAACCUGCCGAAGAAAGACCACUUCGGGAAACACGGCUGCCUAUGACCGCAAUGCCAUUCAAAAGAUCACGCGCUCGGCAACCGUCAAGGACUAUAUGGCGCGUUUCAAACUGGCCGGGCAGUGUUGUGUGGAAGAAUCGAGUUGGGGGGCUGCUCUACAUGUCAUUGGAAGAAGUCAGGGAGAAGUGCCACUGCCUGGAAUCAUGUGGCAAGCAUGGCCCUGUGGCAUGGGAAUGGGGAAUAGCUACCUGGUCGAUCCAGCAGCCUCGUCAUCAGCUCCAACACACUGUCUGCGAAUGGAUGACAAGUCUGUAUUCCCGGAGGGACCCGUCGAAUUGAGGACACCCAACGAAAUUGAAAAGGCACUCAUCCAUGGCAAGCAGCAAGGCCAUCUCUUCGCCCGGAAAUUCCAUUCCACAGACCAGUACUGGAUGAAAUGGAUUCAAACCAAUUUGCACAAUCAGCACGAACCAGCCACUCCGACUUGA
Messenger RNA from Seminavis robusta, 1140 nucleotides. NCBI's taxonomy places the organism in Eukaryota, Bacillariophyta, Bacillariophyceae, Naviculales, Naviculaceae. The record is from the annotation of a GenBank genome assembly.